This is a messenger RNA of Schistosoma mattheei, 744 nucleotides long. The record is from the annotation of a GenBank genome assembly. Lineage: Eukaryota; Metazoa; Platyhelminthes; Trematoda; Strigeidida; Schistosomatidae.
AUGAAACAUUCAAUAAAUGUGAAACUUACAUCAUCAUCAUCAUCAUCAUCAUCAUCAUCAUCAUCAUCAUCAUCAUCAUCAUCAUCAUCAUCAUCAUCAUCAUCAUCAUCAUCAUCAUCAUCAUCAUCAUCAUCAUCAUCAUCAUCAUCAUCAUCAUCAUCAUCAUCAUCAUCAUCAUCAUCAUCAUCAUCAUCAUCAUCAUCAUCAUCAUCAUCAUCAUCAUCAUCAUCAUCAUCAUCAUCAUCAUCAUCAUCAUCAUCAUCAUCAUCAUCAUCAUCAUCAUCAUCAUCAUCAUCAUCAUCAUCAUCAUCAUCAUCAUCAUCAUCAUCAUCAUCAUCAUCAUCAUCAUCAUCAUCAUCAUCAUCAUCAUCAUCAUCAUCAUCAUCAUCAUCAUCAUCAUCAUCAUCAUCAUCAUCAUCAUCAUCAUCAUCAUCAUCAUCAUCAUCAUCAUCAUCAUCAUCAUCAUCAUCAUCAUCAUCAUCAUCAUCAUCAUCAUCAUCAUCAUCAUCAUCAUCAUCAUCAUCAUCAUCAUCAUCAUCAUCAUCAUCAUCAUCAUCAUCAUCAUCAUCAUCAUCAUCAUCAUCAUCAUCAUCAUCAUCAUCAUCAUCAUCAUCAUCAUCAUCAUCAUCAUCAUCAUCAUCAUCAUCAUCAUCAUCAUCAUCAUCAUCAUCAUCAUCAUCAUCAUCAUCAUCAUCAUCAUCAUCAUCAUCAUCAUCAUCAUCAUCAUCAUCAUCAUCAUCAUGA